CAAGAAUCAAGCGAGAAUCUAGGCAGGACGCAUGUAUAAAGCGAAAAAUCUCCCUUGGAAAGAGUCGUUCGUAUCAUACAUUGCAUAUGGUAUAUUGUUGUACCUGCAUACUACUCUUACUAAAGUCGCACAUGACCCGACACUUUUUCUGAGUGAUAAACUAAAAGCACCUCCAUUCUCCAUUAAUAUUGUUAUCCGCCAAAUUUUUCAAAAACAUCAUUUUUGCCUGAAAAGUUCUUUGCAAGCUUUGUAUAUCCAAAAUGCCCUCACCUAAGGAGAAUUACCAGCCACUUCAAGAAAUGAGCGAGGGCGACGAAGAUUAUAUCCCAUCACUCAAGCCACCGAAAAAGAGACUUUUCAACCUCGUCACUAUUGCGUUGAUUACAUCGUUGUUCUUGAAUGUACUAUUUGGUUUGAGAUUAUUCAGCUCCUUUCUCACAAAGAAAGAGAAGGAUGUUUCUAAAUUUGGUAGGUUGCCACUCGCUUUAUUUUGGAGUAGACUAAUGUAAAUUAAAAGCUGGCUUGGCACGAGACCUGAUCGUAGUAAACCAUGGACACACCGAGUAUUCUGAUAUCAAUGACACCGCGGCGGAUUACCACUGGGACCGCCUAGACACAGAAUCCGGAUUGAUUACUCUCACAGACGAUUACGCACGAUCGAAGGGUCUUGUCUUAGGAGCCAGAUAUCCCUGGAAUCAUGAGAGGGGUGUCUAUUGGUUACAAAGCUCUCAUAAUCUGCAUUGCCUUGUAAGUGAAGAGGCUAACAAACACGAAGGCACCAGACUAACUGCUCCCAGAAACUUAUCCGCCGAAGCAUCGUUGACUUCAGACAUGAUCGGCCUCAAGCGCUUACAAGGGAACAUAUCAACCACUGUCUAGACGCCUUGAGGCAGAAGACAAUGUGUGAUGCUUCAGAUCAGCCCCUGAGUACUAUAGAGGGACAUUACUCUGAUACAGGACAUGGACUGGUUAUGCAAUGCCGCAGCUGGGAUAAAUUGUUAACGUGGUCCAAGGACGUGAAAAGGGAAUCGUGCUUUAGAUGGAUCGACGAAUAUAGGACGCCAGAGUGGUUAUAUGAGCGCUUUGGGUUUUGCCCUGAGAAUUCAGUAGACUACCCUGCAAAGGAACAAUACUUCCAAAUUCAUGGACACCACGAUCCAUGGGGAUUUGACUCGUAAGAAUUUAGCAUCAGCAUUAGCAAUAACUUAAUCAGGCAGUCAACAGUUGUUCAUAUGAGGUCAGGUGUUGCAAUUAAAGAAAUCCAACAUCUGAAGAUAAAGUCCAAGUUAUACUCACGUGCCCUCCAUUGGCUGAUCAUGAUUACAGAGUUGAGCCGCCGCAAACGAUUGUUCUCAGAGCCGAACCAACCUCCCAAUAAAUCUUAGCGAUAUCGAUAUCGAUGAACUAUCAUGGUAAUCCAAUUGCUACAUUCCAAAUAGCUCUUGCAUU
Messenger RNA from Sclerotinia trifoliorum, 1449 nucleotides. Lineage: Eukaryota; Fungi; Ascomycota; Leotiomycetes; Helotiales; Sclerotiniaceae. The record is from the annotation of a GenBank genome assembly.